Messenger RNA from Mesitornis unicolor (brown roatelo), 627 nucleotides. RefSeq names its product trifunctional enzyme subunit beta, mitochondrial-like. The transcript has 7 exons. The annotation marks the transcript as partial. NCBI's taxonomy places the organism in Eukaryota, Metazoa, Chordata, Aves, Mesitornithiformes, Mesitornithidae. Gene Ontology annotation, biological process: fatty acid beta-oxidation. The record is from RefSeq and is a predicted model, not a curated record. Gene Ontology annotation, molecular function: acyltransferase activity, transferring groups other than amino-acyl groups.
AUGACUUCCAUGCUGACCCACGCCAUCAGGAACCUCCCUGCUUCCUCAGCAUGGGCUGCCAGGGGCUUCGCUCGAUCACUCAGCUGCUCCCCGCAGUUACAAGUCGCAGUCCAGCCCAAGAGCAAGAAGACCUUAGCCAAAAGCGGCGUGAAGAAUAUCGUCGUGGUCGAGGGCGUCCGUAUCCCAUUUUUGCAGUCUGGCACCUCGUAUGCGGAUCUUAUGCCACAUGACUUAGCAAGAGCAGCGCUGCAGGGGUUGCUGAACCGGACCAGUGUCCCCCGGGAUGUUGUUGAUUACAUUGUUUACGGCACAGUCAUCCAGGAGGUGAAGACGAGCAAUGUUGCCAGAGAGGCUGCCUUGGGAGCGGGUUUCUCUGACAAAACUCCAGCCCACACAGUCACCAUGGCUUGCAUUUCUUCGAACCAGGCUAUGACCACAGGCGUGGGCAUGAUCGCGGCCGGGCAAUGCGACGUCGUCGUGGCCGGGGGCGUGGAGCUGAUGUCGGACGUUCCCAUUCGGCACAGCAGGAAGAUGAGGAAGACAAUGCUCACUCUUAACCGAGCCAAAACCUUGGGCCAGAAGCUUUCCCUCAUUUCCAAAAUUCGGCCUGACUACUUUGCUCCCGAG